GGUCCAUCGCUUAGUAGGAGAGAAUUUGAAUUGUAGGAGAGCCCCGUAGGGGGAACAGAGCGGGACAUGUUUAGCUUGGAGAAGAGGAAACAGAGAGGUGAUAUGAUAGCCAUCUUCAAAUAUCUCAAGACUGUCACAUGGAAGACGGAUCAUGCUUGUUUGCUGCUGGUUCGAAGGGUAGGAACUGAAUCGAUGGAUUCAGAUUACAAGGAAGGAGAUUCCGACUGAACAUCAGAAAGAGCUUUCUGACAGAGCUGCUUGACAGUGGAACGGUCUCCCUCGGGAGGUGGUGGACUCUCCUUCCUUGGAGGUUUUUAAGCAGAGGUUGGAUGGCCAUCUGUCAUGGAUGCUUUAGUUGCGAUUCCUGCAUUGCAGGGGAUUGGACUAGAUGACUCUUAGGGUACCUUCCAAACCUAGCAUUCUAUGAUCUCAUGCAUACACCCCCCCCAAAAAAAAAUACAACUGUAAGAACAGAAUCCUUUCCUCCUUUUCUACCUGAAAUGAGUUUGACAGCAAUGAUAACGAAUAGUGGUAGUUGAGAUUCUUGCAUUGCAGGGGGUUGGACUAGAGGACCUUCGGGGGAUCCCUUCCAACUGUACAAUUCUAUGAUCCUAUCUAUGCAUGGUGUACAAGAAGUCUUGGGUUCAGUCCAAAGACCCCUGCCUCUGAAACCCUGGAGACCCCUUGGCAGUCAGGACAGACAACACUGAUCUAUAUGGACCCCGUGGCCUGGCUUGGUCUAAAACCAAGACUCCCCGAAGUUUUGGCUUCAUAUCUCAGUUUGUCUUUUCUCACAACCCCACUUGUUACAAAGACUUAGAAUCUGCAAGACGAGGGGGUUCUCCUCCCCAAAAGCCCUGGGAUCCUUAGAGCAACACCAACCCUCCCCCCUCUCUCUCACCCCAAUUCCUGGCCCUGGCUACCCAAGCGAGCCGGCGUCGCUGGCAGCGAUCCCAGUCCGUUUCCGAUUCAGCGUGUUUCUGGUCUGCGGAUGUUUGUGCGCUCGUCUCUCUCUCUCUCUCGACACAGCAGUUUCUGGGUUGGAAAUAAGAGGAAACUGCUGGUGUGACGAGGGCCUGGCACACCCAAGGCUUCCGUAGGAGGGGCGCGCAUAGCUGAUGCUUGCCUCCGGCUUAUUCUUAGCACGUUGCAAGCUUCAGAGCUCUUGAGUCGCUGCCAGAGCGAGCCCCAGCGCACCCGAGGCUCACGCUUGCCGGUGCUCCUUCCGCCACGCACGGAGAGGCUUUCUGGCCGCUCGCAGGAGUGCCUCUCCUACUUCAGAGAGAAGAGAAGAGGCAGGGACUGGGAAGCAAAAUGCCUCUGAGGAGGUGGGAGAAGCACCUUCGCGCAAAGCGAAGGUAACAUUGGGAAGUUUUAGGAGCCUUCUGCCCUCAAUGGACCCGGAACCUGCUCACAGAACCACGUCCCGAGGCUUACCCAGUGCUUUUGGAGCCGUGUGAGGAUUGUAGUGCGUGCCUCGGCUUGCCACACCAGUGUUCGAUGUGCGUUGUGUUGGGAAUCUCUGAACAGGGGAAGAUUGUGUCGUAUGCUGAAAGGCUGUGGAUUUAUGGAGGGUCCCGGGCGCAGCUUUGAGCACUGCGCCGCGCAACAUCCUGCCCGCUGAAGGAAGGACGCCGCCUCCCCGCCCCAAACUGGGCGCCCUGAGUCGCUGGGCUUCACCAUUCAGGUCUCCUGUGCAUGGCUCUUGCAGCCCGAGGAGGACUUUUGCCGCCUGCUGCCCCAGCCUGAGCUGCCCCGGGUCCCCAUCGCUGCCCCGAAAUAUUCUACAUAUCCAGAUGGGGUAACGUGAUGGCUCAGGACAGACGCCGGUGGGGUUAACCGAAUGCAGAGGCCUUUCUAAAGAGGGGAAAGAGAGAGAGAGAGAGUAGAGAGCCCAGGCAGGGAAGCAGAGCAGCAGCAAAGGACGUCUAAAAUUGCACACACAAAGGAAAUUGACACUACAGCAGGUUUUGGUUUUGUUUUGAUUUUUUUGGAAGUAUUGCUCAGCAGCAAGCACAGGGUUCCUUUUUUUCUUCUUAACUGGAUGGUUUAGAGAAUCCAGCCUGCGCUCUCCCCAAAGCUGGGAAUAUUUUGCACAACAUUUGUGUUGGUCGGGGGUGGAGAAAAGGCUAGCCUUUUUGCCAAACUCUUCCAUUUCCUUUUUCGCCCUGCAAAUCAUCUUCUUCUUUUUCGCCUCCUUUGGGGGCGUGUUGGAUUUUGGUGUGUGUGCAUUUGUUUUUUUUUUCCCUCCUCCUCCAACCCAAUCUUGAGACCCCCACUCCUCCCUCCACCAUGGCCCGCAUGAACCGCCCGGCGCCUGUGGAGGUUUGCUACAAGAACAUGAGAUUCCUGAUCACCCACAACCCAACCAACGCCACUAUGAACACCUUCAUCGAGGACCUGAAGAAAUACGGUGCGACGACAGUCGUGAGGGUUUGCGAAGUUACCUAUGACAAGACUCCGCUGGAGAAAGAUGGCAUCACCGUCAUGGACUGGCCCUUUGACGACGGUGCUCCGCCACCCACCAAGAUUGUGGACGACUGGCUCAACCUGCUGAAAACAAAGUUCUGUGAAGACCCCGGCUGCUGUGUGGCUGUCCAUUGCGUGGCUGGCCUGGGACGAGCUCCGGUUCUUGUCGCGCUGGCGCUGAUUGAGAGCGGGAUGAAAUACGAAGAUGCCAUUCAGUUUAUUAGACAGAAACGCCGCGGAGCCAUCAACAGCAAGCAGCUGACGUACCUGGAGAAGUACCGGCCCAAGCAGCGGCUGCGCUUCAAGGACCCUCAGAACCACAAGAACAAAUGCUGCAUCAUGUAACCUCAGUAAUAGCCUCUUGCCAAAACACACACACACACAAACUCCGCAAAAACAAACACAGGGCUUGAUCUCUGAAGUCACAGGCGGUGACUACCUUUCCCACCUGGCCAGAUUCCCCUUGUUCGGCGGCGCCAAAUCUGGCAGCGCUGGGAUCUGAGCCUAGGAGGGAAGGUGGCUGAGUUCCCCCCGCAAAAAAUCUAGAAAUUAUGUUGUUGGUUCCCCCCCCCCCCCCGGUCCCUCUCUCUUCGCAGAACACUUGCCAAGAGUACCUUGCGAUGAUGGCAAACCACAAUGCAAUUGUGCUUUUUUUCCUUGGUGCGGGGGUGUAUCUAUCUGGGACCACCACAUCCUCCCCCAAAAAAACUUCCUUUCCAGGCAGGGGCAGGCCCCAGCAGGGGCCGAGUGGGAUUGCUUUGGGUGGGAUAGACUUCUUGUAGCUCAGACCCUUUGCCACUGCCUCCCCUCUCUCUGAUGCCAGCGUGGGUUCCGACCCACCAAGCCAAAAGCUGUCUUUUGGCAGUGCCACUCUGCCACUGCCUCCCCUUUCUGCUCGGGGGGGUGUCUCAGAUUGACUUGGUGGGCACCACAGUUUUUGCCAGGCCUUCUGGAACCCAGGUGGAAAGCUGGCUUUGGUCGGAGGGAUGGCAUCGAUUGGGUAAUGGGGUGAUGGCUUAGUUGCCACCUUCUUGCAAAGUAGCCUUUCUUGCAAGGUAGUCCUGUGGUCAUCUUGGGUGACCUGCUCUUUGAUCUAACUCCAUGAGGGGGGGGGGUUUCCUCACUCCAUUUGGGAAAGGUACAGGGAAAUUUCUCUGCAAUGCACAUCAGGAAAGCAAACGGGCUCUCUGCCAAAGGCACCAUAGUUCUACCUUGUGAGAUUUCGUCCCCCAGGUGCUAUAAUUCCUCUCAUCCAUUUCCCACCCUUGCCCCUCCUUGCAAGGACAUCCUAGGGUUGUAUCUCAUUGGCAAAGGUUUGGCUUACCUGCACGAGAAACAGAGUGAGUUCAGGGGAGGCAGGGAGCUAGUAAAAAAUGGUUUUUGGUCUGAGAACAGAGGGCUUCAGGAAUGUUUGGCAUUGGGCUCAGGAAUUGGGAAGAGGCGUGAGACAGAGAAAACUGUUUCGUGCAUGGAACGACACCGGGUUUUGACAUGGAGGACUGCACAAUUUAUUCCUCUCUCCGCCCUAGGCCUGAAGAGAUCAGGCCAGGAGAUAGCAACCGCUCUUGCCCCUUGCAGCUAUUCCUGUGGUCGCGGGAAGUUUGCGAGGAGAUCCCACUUCGCGGGAGAAGAAUAAAUGAGCCUGCGAUGUAAUUUUGGCACCCAGGGAGAUCCCGGGACCUCAUAGGCCCAGUUUUCAGAGACAGAGGGAGCUUGACCCAGGAGAAGUAAUAAAUCUUCUCUUGACUCUUCACAGGUUGUGAGGAGGUUACCAGAAGAUUUAAAAUCCAUUUCCGUGCUGCGGUUUUGCCCUUGUCGAGAGCACCCAAGCCACACCUUCUGUUUUGAUGCUUAACAUUUUUAAUCUCUAUUAAACGCACAAGUUAUUUCUGGUGAUUUUGUCUUUGCGCAGCUAAAUCGCGCCAUUGCCAUCUGGGUUCCUGCAGAUUUGCUGCCCCAGCAAUGGGCUGUGUGAGAAUAGCAGCAGCGGCUGGUCCUAUACUGGAUUCGUAGAAUUGUAGAGUUGGAAGGGACCCCCAAGGGUCAACUAGUCCAACCUCCUGCAUUGCAGAAAUCACAGCCCCCAAAGCAUCCGUUCUGCCUCGGCGUUCCUCAGCAGGGAAAUGGCUGUUCUAGGGAGCCGCUCACUGUCUCUUCCCUGAAAGAGGACUAAGGCUAUGUGCCCCUCGGUGCAAAAAACAACGGUAACAAUUCUACCCCCCAAUAUAUUAUGGGCCAAGAAAUCAGGGGACUGCCAGGGGGGCGGGUGAGGAAUAAUAAUUCUGUCCCUCUUGCCUCAUUCUGGUUUCCCUAGUCCUCUAUUUUGCAGCUUGGCUACUGAAGCCACACUUCCAAAUCGUGAAAAUCUUCAGGGAUUGCUCAAAAGUCAUGAGAUCCAGAAACUUGGUUUUGAUUUGCUACCAAAAAUGGGAGUUCUGAGUACAUAGCCACUUUUUGUGCGCUCUCCUCCUUUUCUGGCACUUCGGAGUGGCAUGCAAUGUUAUCACAGUCAUGCAACUGUUUGGAGGUGCACACAUUUCAUCUGCAUGCAGAAGACCCUGGCUGAAGUGGUAAUCCGUGUCGGAAAUAGAUGAAUUAAAGUCCCCAUGAGCAAAUCGAGGAUCUUUGCUUUUGGCAAACGUGCACUGAGAUUUGCCCUGCCUCUCCCUGUAAGCCUUGGUAUUAUUAGUGCUCUGAAGGUGAACUUGCCCCAAUCUGAGAUGCGCAGCCCACAGAGACCCCACAGCUGUGGUGCAGAUGCCGCGAAGCUAAUGCUUCCCUCUUGGUUUUGUAGCAGAAGUUUCAGUUGCGUUUUUAAUACCUUCAAGCAAAAAGUUCAGCAUUUUUGCUUUUAAACUUUGAAGGUUGUCUUCCUUGGCCCAGAAAGCUUUCUUCCGGUUGACGAUAAAUGUGCAGUCCUCUUGGUGAAAAAUCGCUCGCAGCUUCCAUGCGUGGGUGGGAGCGAUUUCCUGUGCUGAGAGCUCAAGUGUGCAGCCAGCAGGUUAUGGGGUGGAGGAAGGGUGGGAAUUGUUCAGCCUGCAAAGGGCGUGACUUGGUGGAUGGAACAGUUUUUUGGGGGGGGCAGGCAGGCAGCUGCUUUGGGUGAGCUUCUACCAAAUUGGGGGGGUGAGACUUGGGGCGGGGAGCUUUGCUGACUAGGGUGGACUCAAGCAGAUCGCAGCACAAAAUGUGCAUGGCUUUGCGCCUGCGCCAGAAUUUGGGCUAACUAUUGUGGCAGAAGCAGGAUUGCACCAUUUCCCCAGGGUUUCAGGCUGCAGGCAGAGAGGCUGUGUUGUGCGGAAGCUUUCACGCACAUGGGAUCCUUGCAUGUAGACAGCUAGCCUGUCAGGGAGAAAGAAGACUCGGCCCACCCGCCUCUUCUGGCAUAUGGCUUUCAUGUGCACUGCUGGGAUUCUCCUCCCCCCCCCAUCCUGCCUCCCAUGUGAACCAUUCAGAUAAUGGAUUUCCUCUUCCCUCAGACUCAAGUGGUGCAAAUUAGGAAAGGGAUGCCUGCCUCGGAAAGAGGUGGUCGUGCCAACACAACUUCACCCGACCGUUCCUGACCUCCUGGUUUUAAUUUUUUAAAUUUUAUUUUUUAAAUGUUGCUUGUAGUUUUCCCUUCCAAGGAGAGAAGCAUUGUUCCGGUUCAUGUAUGUCACUGCCAGCCUCCAGGUUGAGGGGGUCUUUCAAGAAGCUCGCUCCUCAUUUUAGCCCCUAGUUAGCAACCUUCUGCCAUCAGCACAUAAUGUACCCAAACGUGGUGAAACUUCAUAGCCUGGAGAUGCCAUCUUUACGGUAGAGUCUGGCCGCCACUCAGCUUGCUCCAGAGCCCAAGAGAAGUCUCUGGGAACACAGUGCCCUCCCUCAAAUUAAAAGUGACCACCAUUUGUGCAGACCACGACCUGGUGGCGGGUGGGGGUGGAGAGCAAUGGUCAGCCCAGGCAGGGGGAAGUUAUUUUUAUCUACCUGCUGCAUCAAGAAUGUUCUUUAAAAGGGCACAAGCGCCAACUUUUUUUAAAGAUCCUUUCCGAAAAGCGCUGUUCUAUCCCUCAAACGUGCACCUUUUGCAAAAUAAAAAUCCCCCAUAGGUCUCUUUUUAGAAAAAUAAAAUUUAAAAAAUCAUAGCACAUAAAAUGUCUUCAGACCUUACUUCAGAGCUCCGGCUCAGCCCAGACACGAGACAUACCAGCAUUUUAAAUAGCCUUAUAGUGUGGAAAUCUUGAAUUCAAAUUUAAAAAACGAAAGCUUGCGUGUAUCCUCUAGCAGGGAGGGUGGGGGGAACAUAUAUAUAAAUUUGCAAUGCCUCUUGUGGUUUUUGUGUGUGUGGUACUGGGAGAGGUGAUUUCUCUCUCCCGACUGUUGUAAAGCAAAAGUGAUCAUGUUCCUCCGCAGAUCUCAAGGCGCUGUGCACUGGCAUUGCAGCCCAAAGUGGGGAUUUGAAACACCCUCUUAGCUCUGGUAUAUGGCUCAUUACAAUGUCCAGGAAUGUGAAUUUAAAUGGUGUGUGUGUUUUCUACUAUUAUUAUGAUUAUUAAAAACGACAAUAAUGUGUUUCAGAGGGGGGAUUUCCAACUGCUAAUGCAAACUUUGCGAUGAAAUGACGUUUUAUGUUCAAGGAGAUCGAGAUCAGGGGAGAAAGGGGGCUUCCAGCAUAGCUCCAAGGGUCGUUCCACCCCAAGGCAACCAGAGAAUUGCUCAGACCCUCCUCUGUUGCACCCUCGAUGUAACAUCCUGGAAGUGAUGGGUGUACAGUUUUUCCAACAUUUCCCCAUGCGCAGGUUUUUCCCACCUGAAAGCAAACAAUUGCAUUGAACGUGCAGCACGGUGGGGUCCGAUGGCAUCUUUCGGGGCAUUGAAAGAGCCUUUUGGGAAGAGAGGGGAGGAAAGGGACAGACCUGGCAGGAAGGAAAUUGGAACGGCUUCCGCCACAUGGACCUCACACCCCCGUUCAAUCUUCCAGCAGCCUGGGAGCGCCUUAAAUUCCGCCGGCUUCUUCCCACACUGCUUUUGCGCUAUCGCGACGGGGGGGGGUGUCCUAGCUUAAGCAUC
Molecule: messenger RNA, 7518 nt
Organism: Zootoca vivipara (common lizard)
Lineage: Eukaryota; Metazoa; Chordata; Lepidosauria; Squamata; Lacertidae
Gene: PTP4A3
Product: protein tyrosine phosphatase 4A3
Biological process (GO): protein dephosphorylation
Source: RefSeq, a predicted model, not a curated record